GAUGUCUGAAUGGCAAUUUGCGAAUUGCAAUGGUGCUCAUAAUUCAAAACACCCACAUGAAGAUGACAAAGCUACAAUUGAAAAAAGAGAAAAAAAAAACAAUCAUAAUACAACGUUUAUAUUGUAUAUUUUUAUUACAUUAAUACCCUCUUUUUAGGGAUAUUUUUCUAAAAAUUGAACUAACGCGAAACCGGGCUGGUGUAUAGUCCUUGACCCUUUGAUCUGUGUGAGUUAACUCGAGAGAUACCCAGUGGGCUUGCAUCAUGCGUUGGCUUAUUUAUCAGACAGUCCAAACGGAUAGUUCAGGUAGCCCGUGGCUGAGCUGAUUUGCAAAUUGCAGUUGCAAUUGCAGUUUGCACUCCUGGAAUGCAAUUGAUUGAUACUCAGUUGUUAAUUGAGAAAAAUCAUGGAAGAAACUCAAACUGAAGAAGAAAUAUUACUACUGCAGGAGCUUGAAAACGUGGAGGCUGAAAUUCAAGACGUCCAAGAGGAAAUACAAGUAUUGCUGGAGCGUCAAGAGAAGUUAAAUGAGAGGAAAUCCGAACUGAAAGCUAUACUGGAAACAUGUAGUAGUAGUACUAGAAGAGGAGCUCCUUCUUCUCCCACUACUGCAUCAGAUAUUAAUUGGUCUGGUCCAUUUGAAUGGGACGCUCAAGCUGAUCGUGAUAAGUUUCACGUGUUUGGAAUCACCUCAUAUCGUCCAAAUCAGCGUGAAAUCGUCAAUGCUGUGAUGAGUGGAAGAGAUGUUCUAGUGAUAAUGGCUGCAGGUGGAGGAAAGAGUCUUUGUUAUCAGCUUCCAGCUAUUCUUCGUGAUGGGGUUUCUCUUGUUAUUAGUCCUUUGAUUUCUUUAAUUCAAGAUCAGGUUAUGGGUUUAAAAGCCUUGGGCAUUCCAGCUUACAAGCUUACUUCAACCACUUCCAAAGAAGAUGAGAAAUUCAUUUACAAGGCUCUUGAAAAGGGUGAAGAGAUGCUUAAGAUAUUAUAUGUUACUCCUGAAAAGGUCUCGAAGAGCAAACGUUUUAUGUCCAAACUUGAAAAAUGCCACCAUCGAGGUCAUCUCUCUAUAAUAGCGAUUGACGAGGCUCAUUGCUGUAGCCAGUGGGGUCACGAUUUCCGUCCAGAUUACAAGAACCUUGGUAUUCUCAAGAUUCAGUUUCCCAAUGUACCUGUGUUGGCUUUGACUGCGACUGCCACUCAGAAAGUCCAAUAUGAUCUAAUGGAGAUGCUGCAUAUUCCAAAAUGCGUUAGAUUUGUUAGCACAGUCAACCGCCCAAAUCUGUUUUAUAUGGUACGAGAAAAGUCAUCAGUUGGUAAGGUUGUUAUUGAUGAAAUUGCUGAAUUCAUUCGGGAAUCUUAUCCGAAUAAUGAAUCUGGAAUAGUCUAUUGCUUCUCCAGAAAAGAAUGUGAACAGGUUGCAGCAGACUUGCGUGAGAGGGGAAUUUCAGCUGACUAUUACCAUGCAGAUAUGGAUGUCAAUGCUCGCGAGAAAGUUCAUAUGAGGUGGAGCCAAAACAAGUUGCAGGUCAUUGUUGGCACGGUGGCGUUUGGUAUGGGAAUUAACAAACCAGAUGUCAGGUUUGUCAUCCAUCACAGCCUGAGUAAAUCGAUGGAAACAUAUUACCAGGAAAGUGGUCGUGCUGGACGAGAUGGAGCCCCUUCUGAAUGUGUACUCUUUUUUAGGCCUGGUGAUGUUCCCAGGCAGAGUUCGAUGGUUUUCUAUGAGAAUUCUGGUUUGCAGAAUCUCUAUGACAUAGUACGAUAUUGCCAGUCUAAAAGAACAUGUCGCCGAAGUGCCUUUUUCCGACACUUUUCCGAGCCAUUACAAGACUGCAAUGGGAUGUGUGAUAACUGUGCAUUCUCAAAUGAGGUUAUGGAAGUUGACGUAACGAGUCAUGCAAAAACUAUGGUAUCGCUGCUGCAAGAUAUGCAUGACAAUGAUCAGAGAUUGACAAUGUUGCAAUUGGUGGACAAAGUGAAAAAUAAGCACAAGGAAUUAGGCGCUGACCUUAAAAGAGAGGAGAUAGAGCAGCUUGUGAUACAGCUUAUUCUAGAUAAUGUUUUUAAAGAAGAGUUUCAGCAUACAGCUUAUGCUACGAAUGCUUACGUGAAAACAGGACCUUUGGCAAAGCAGGUCCUGCAAGGGAGGAAGAUUGUUAAGCUUGAGAUUUCUAAUAAACAGAACAAGGAUGGUAAAAUGAACAAAGCAAAACGAAGCCUCAUGUUGUCGGGGCUAGAGUUUAAGCUUGACAAGUUGCGGAAAGAACUCUCGGCAGAACAUGAGGGAAUACUUCCUCAUUCUGUCUUAUCUAGUCAACAGAUGAGCAUGAUCAGUGCGCAGAAACCAAAUUCAACAGAAGAGUUGGAGAAGAUAAUUGGGAAACUGAAGACAGAAAGGUAUGGAAAUAGAAUUCUUGAAGAAAUCAAGAAGUUCGCAGGCUCCAAUGAGUCUGAUAAUGGCAUAUUGAAUGACGAAGGCAGCAAGAGAAGACCUAGCAAGAGACUGAAGACCAAAAAGGAUCUUGUUCUUAUAGAGAGCAGUGAUGACGAAUAAGUGAAAAUUUAAUCGAUGCUUGCAGAACUUUACCCUUACUCUAAUUAAUCCUAAGGAGAGAGUGGCUCACUGUGGGCAAACUUUGCACGUCUGCAAUCUGUUAUUUGGUUAAGAACCUGGGGUGGUCUUGUUUGCUCUCCUAAAUAUUCCUAUCGUUGGUCCUCUUACUAAGCGCAAGUUGUAUUGAUCAGGAAUAGUUUUCAAAUGUCCAUGUCCGAAAUUUGGAAGCCAUAAACCCUUUUGUCAGUAUGUGCAAAACAGGUAACAUUCGGUUAGAGUGUUACUGCCUAUUAUUGGACACUAUUCGGAGUGCAUGGUUCACCAAUUUUGCUAGAUGGUGAAAUUAUUAUUGACCUUUAAUUACCAUUGUAAUUUCUCCUGUUUUAAAUGAAUUCUUCAACUUAGUUA
This is a messenger RNA of Ricinus communis (castor bean), 2959 nucleotides long. RefSeq names its product ATP-dependent DNA helicase Q-like 2. The record is from RefSeq and is a predicted model, not a curated record. The coding region runs from base 407 to 2551 and encodes 714 amino acids. The transcript is spliced from 20 exons. Gene Ontology annotation, cellular component: cytoplasm; chromosome; mediator complex. Gene Ontology annotation, molecular function: nucleic acid binding; ATP binding; four-way junction helicase activity. Gene Ontology annotation, biological process: DNA replication; double-strand break repair via homologous recombination. NCBI's taxonomy places the organism in Eukaryota, Viridiplantae, Streptophyta, Magnoliopsida, Malpighiales, Euphorbiaceae.